UCAAAUAUCAGAGGCCAAAAUCAAUCUCAAAAGGUACAACAAAAUCCCUUGGACGCUACUUGAACCAACAAUGAUGAAUUGGGAUUCUCGAGUCAUUGAAUAGCUUAAAUUUUGGAAACUCCAUGGCUGGUGGUAUCUUGCUAUGGAUGGAAACAACAUGCGAAUAAAAAGAACUGUGUAAUUGAGGGGAAAUGUCUUUCCAUGAUUGUUCACUUUCCUUUGAAACUGGAGAUAUCAAGCAUAUUAUUUCAUCUCUCAAAGUUCUCAGAACAUUCACUGAACUUCUGAGGGUAAAAGUAAAACUGAGAAAGAAGAUGCGUGGGGAUUUCUGGCUUUCUCUGAAGAGAUCAAUUCACUGCAAACCAAACCCAUCAGAAGUUCAUGAACCAGAAGCAAUCACCCAACAGAGAAUUCCUCAGAAGAUUUCAGAUUGCUUCCAAAGAACAAGCAAUAUUCUCUCAGAGAAACAUAGAAGUGGCAGUCUAAUCAAAUCCUUACGGAGCAGUAAUAUCCUUAGCCCCAUAACCCAUGAAGUUGUCCUUAACAUCUCCUGCCAUGGAUUUCGAACUUGUCGAUGUUGUCCUCGUCCUUUAAAUAAAGAAAUGAGAGGUCCUCAUGAAUCAAGACGACCAACAACCACACCUUCAAUGAGGACCCAUGAUGUUGAUUGCAAUGAAUGUAACAUAUCUUCCUCAAAUUCAAGGGUUUUGAUGCAAACAGAUUCUAAUAAUGAUAUUCCUUCAACUUUGAUUUGUCCCAAGUGUGGUGAGAAACUCAAAUGUGUUGACGCUGUUGAAACACACCAUGUCUCCCAGCAUUCAGGAAUCAACUGUACUAUGACUUCAGAAUGUACCGUUUUUUCUUUCUGGGCAGUGAUUGAACUUGAUGAAGAAGAUUCAACAAGGCAGAUCAUAGAAACAAUAUGCAGAGCCAGCUGGAGUAACUCUCAGACCAAGUCAGGGAAGAUUGAGAGUUUGCUCAAAGUCCAGAACACGCCAAGAACCUUCGCUAGGUUUGAGGAAUACAGACAAAUGGUGAAGAACGAAGCUGAAAAGUCACACAAGAAGCAACCUCGUUGUCUGGCUGAUGGCAAUGAGCUUCUAAGGUUCCAUGGCACAACCAUCGCAUGUUCACUGGGCACCAAUGGCUCUUCUUCUUCUGGUUUGUGCAGUUCAGAACAUUGUUGUGUGUGCCAGAUUCUGAAACAUGGGUCCUAUGCAACCAACGAGUGUCAUGGUUCAUUUGGGGUCCUCACUACUUCAACUUGUGAUAAGGCCUUUGAAUCCAUAGGGUCAGUUGAUUCAGAAUCUGAUAAUAAGGGACCAUCUCUAAGGAUGUCGGUUAUGGUGUGUAGGGUAAUAGCUGGGAGAGUUCUGUAUAGUUCUCUGGAGGAAAUUGAAGCAGUGGAGAAUUAUGGGUUUGAUUCUUUGGCAGAGAAGACAAGUGGAGAUUCAGAGAUUGAAGAGCUUUAUGUGUUAGAUGCUAGAGCUAUUCUUCCUUGCUUUGUGGUAAUAUACAAACAUUGAAAGUUUGAGUACUUCAGUUCAAAUUAAGGUUUUUGCUCCCCUUCCCCCAAA
Prosopis cineraria is the source of this 1577-nucleotide messenger RNA. RefSeq lists its product as uncharacterized. The record is from RefSeq and is a predicted model, not a curated record. Lineage: Eukaryota; Viridiplantae; Streptophyta; Magnoliopsida; Fabales; Fabaceae. Bases 192 to 1526 code for a protein of 444 amino acids. The transcript is spliced from 2 exons.